Amyelois transitella is the source of this 1601-nucleotide messenger RNA. Its product is annotated as ER membrane protein complex subunit 2. Bases 141 to 1004 code for a protein of 287 amino acids. Gene Ontology annotation, biological process: protein folding in endoplasmic reticulum. The transcript has 7 exons. Gene Ontology annotation, cellular component: EMC complex. The record is from RefSeq and is a predicted model, not a curated record. Gene Ontology annotation, molecular function: protein binding. NCBI's taxonomy places the organism in Eukaryota, Metazoa, Arthropoda, Insecta, Lepidoptera, Pyralidae.
UCAAUGUCAAGAUUGUCAAGUCAAGCAGUGGGAGUGAAUUUGUGAUAUAUACAUUUAGUCUAGUAAAUUAAGCAAUUUUUUAGUUACUUAUUCAUUGAGUUUAAAUUAUAAUAAAUAUCUUCUUUAUUUUGUACAAUAAAAUGUCGGAAAACUAUGCAGACAUGGAUUUCAAUGAGAUUCGUGCAUUGCUUCGCAAGUGGCGGGAAGGCAAUGAGAGAAAGAGUGAAGAGAUAUUAGCAAUAGAUAAACAAUUGGCCCAAGAUAAAUUUAAAUUAUUACCAGUCAAUGAACAAUACAUAGUGCUGGAGCAAACAUUCUAUGCAGCGUUGGACUGCCACGCCUAUGCUGAUGCAGGAUAUAUUUUAGCCAUCCUGAUGCAAGACUUUGCACCUGAUAGUUUUCGUGUGUGCAAACACCAUAUUGCAUUGUUGGAAGCUGAGGAAAAAUAUGACACAGCAUUGAAACACCUGAACAGCAUGAUUGAAAUGGAUGAAACAAAUGCUGCUAUCCGUAAGAGGCGGGUCACCAUCUUCAAAGCGCAAGGGUUGAUUGUAGAAGCUAUCAAAGAAUUGGUGGAUUAUUUAAAAAAAUUCAUGUCAGACUCGGAAGCCUGGCAAGAGCUGUGCGAGCUGUACCUGGAGGUGCAGGAGUACUCCCGCGCAGCCUUCUGCGCGGAGGAGCUCCUCCUGCAUCAGCCCCACAACCAUCUGAUGCACCAGCGGCUCGCAGACAUCCGGUACACCAUGGGUGGCGUGGAAAAUAUGGAGCUAGCCAAGGCGUACUACUGUCAAGCUUUGAAACUAAACCCAGACAACAUGCGGGCACUGUUGGGGCUAUUUUUGGUGACAAACAACCUCCUCAACCACUACAAGUCGUCAGGCAACAGCUCCAAACGCAAAGAGGUAUGGCGUCUCUGCCAGUGGGCUCAGUCGCGGGCUACGCGCAAACAGACUCCCCACACGCCGCUCGCCAACAUGAUGCUGGCGUUAGCUAUCACUGACUAAAUGUUACAGUGAUAAUGAUGAUAAUAACAUUUUUAUUUAACAUUUUGGUAACCAUAGAAAUAUGUAUAUAUAUAGGUGGAAAUGUUAUUAGGGCGUGAACAGCGUGCCUAAAUUAAGACUCAAGAGUCUUAACUGGAAACAGUAUAUACCUAAGUAUCUAAUUUAAACCAGAGACUGCAUAAGCGUGAGAUUUGUAACGAGGGAUUUUUCAUUUUUUAAAAACUUAAUUUCAACGCCCCCUCCACGUCAGAGCAGUUAGAACCACACCUAAUUCUAAACAUGACCCGGCACAUAAGUUGAACCAAAAAAUGCCUAAUGACACUAGCGUUAGCUAUUAUUCAAUGUUAUUUGUUUCAAACAAUUUUUGUGACUUUGUCUCAUCAUUCCGUUCUGUGGUUGCAACACAGCCUGCAAUUUUAUGUAAUAAAAUUAAUUUAAGUUAUAUUAGUGAUAUGUAUAAGGACAAAGAACGCCUUUAUUAGAAGAAUUAUUCUUUCAAUAUAAUAUCCCUUUGUUUGUUACAUAUUGUAUGAUUUUAUUUAAAUUUAAAGAUGGAAAUGGAUAUCAACUAUUAUUUGAUUAAACAUAAUAUGUUAA